Molecule: messenger RNA, 4248 nt
Organism: Trachemys scripta elegans
Lineage: Eukaryota; Metazoa; Chordata; Testudines; Emydidae
Gene: RNF121
Product: ring finger protein 121
Exons: 9
Coding region: 26-1003 (325 amino acids)
Cellular component (GO): endoplasmic reticulum membrane; Golgi membrane
Molecular function (GO): metal ion binding; ubiquitin protein ligase activity
Source: RefSeq, a predicted model, not a curated record
CCGGCUCGGAGGUAGGCAGGGUAAGAUGGCGGCGGUGCUGGAGGUGGAGAUUGGCGGCCCCGUCGAGCGGGACGUGGAGGAGGUUGAUCUAUCACGACUGUCCCCCGAAGAGAGAUGGAGGGUCGAGCAUGCUCGGAUGCACGCCAAGCACCGUGGCCAUGAGGCCAUGCAUGCCGAAAUGGUCCUCAUCCUCAUUGCCACGCUAGUGGUUGCACAGCUCCUCUUGGUACAGUGGAAACAGAGACAUCCUCGCUCCUACAAUAUGGUGACCCUCUUCCAGAUGUGGGUUGUUCCCCUUUAUUUCACGGCGAAGCUGCACUGGUGGCGAUUCAUGGUGAUCUGGGUCCUCUUCUCUGCUGUCACAGCCUUUGUCACUUUCAGAGCAACUCGUAAACCUCUUGUGCAGACGACUCCGAGACUGGUCUAUAAAUGGUUUCUGCUGAUAUACAAGAUCAGCUACGCCACUGGAAUUGUUGGGUACAUGGCUGUAAUGUUCACUCUUUUUGGUCUUAACUUAUUAUUCAGAAUCAAACCCGAAGAUGCAAUGGAUUUUGGUGUUUCCCUCCUGUUCUACGGCCUUUAUUACGGAGUACUUGAGAGGGACUUUGCUGAAAUGUGUGCGGAUUACAUGGCAUCAACCAUAGGGUUUUACAGCGCAUCAGGAAUGCCAACGAAGCACCUUUCUGACAGCGUCUGCGCCGUGUGUGGCCAACAGAUCUUUGUAGAUGUCAACGAAGAAGGGAUCAUAGAGAACACAUACAGGCUUUCCUGCAAUCAUGUCUUCCACGAGUUCUGCAUCCGAGGCUGGUGCAUCGUUGGGAAGAAACAGACGUGUCCAUACUGCAAAGAGAAGGUGGAUCUCAAGAGAAUGUUCAGUAACCCCUGGGAAAGGCCCCACGUCAUGUACGGGCAGCUGCUCGACUGGCUACGCUACCUGGUGGCCUGGCAACCCGUUAUCAUUGGACUGGUACAAGGUAUCAACUACAUCCUGGGGCUGGAAUAAAUGCUGAGCGGCCAGCAAGCCGGGGACAUCACAGCAGGACUUCGACAGCAGUGGCGGAGGGCAGCAGCUGGCCAGGAAGACUUGCUUGUAUCAUUCACCUCUCAGGAUCUUACACGCCUACAACACGUCUCCGGGGACUAAGGGAAAGACUUGGCGCUGGCCAGCUCCCAGCAAAGCGGGUUUAUGCUGGGGCGGGGGAAGGGUAUUCUUUUUUAAAACAAUUAUUUUAAUGAGCGUAUUUAAAACUUUAUAUUGCAGAUUAAAAAGGAAAUUAAUGUUUGUCCCACUUCCCUCCUCCAACCACCUCUCCACUUAGUUGUCUUAUUCCCCUAGAAUAAAGAAAGCCAAGCUGGUUUUGGAAGCUAGCAGAGACCUCUCGCAGAAACCCACGGCAGCUUGCUAGGUACCGUCCCACCUGCUCUGGCUAAAUCAGAUCCCUCGCCACUUGCUCAGGUCUCUUCUUCACAGCAGUUGCCAGCAACUCUGCUGUAAGCUGGUGGCAGAGGCCUCCUGUGGCCCUUGAUCGCUGUAAAAGCCAGCUGGAUUCCCCCAUAGUCAGGGCAGGAUUCUGAAAGAGUAAAUGCAGUUAAUCAAAGAAAAGGCACCUGCUGCGAGCAAAGCUCAGAACUGUGUAGCUGGAGGCAUGAGACCUAGGACUUAACAACUCAUGCCCUGUCAAAUGCAUCUACAUGCAGAAGGACCUAGGAAUCCCCCUGUGGUUGGCGCUGCCCAGGAGAACAGAUGCAGAGCGCUGAGCCCGUGAUUGAGGGGCUCACUACAAAGGUGGAAUGCAGUCAGGUAGCCGACUACGGCGAAGGGAGGGUAACAUCCUAGCCUGCAUUGUGUGGUCAGUGCACAGGGGAGAAACUACACCUGGGACAUGCAGCUGCCUCCAGUGCACAACGCUAAGGGAUGAACUAGGGCGUAUUCACCUCCCAACCUGGCAAGCCAGGUACUAAACCGAGGAAACGAACCCGCAAGUCUGACCUCUGUCAUGGACACAGUCUAGUGUGGCAAGCCAUCUCUUUCCACACUCUGCCCUCUUUUGGAACGUUCAGGCUACUUUAACAUUUUUCGAUGGCAGUGUAUUUUCUACCCGCUGCGCAGACCUAGCCCGGUUCGGGUUAGUUCCCUCCCCCCCCCCCCCGCCUCAAACUGACAUCCCAAAAGGGGAUGGUAGGACAGACUGCUGGGGCUUGUUUGUUUUUCCCAACAGCUCAGAACAGACAAACCUACUUAAGGGAUAAGUGUCAAAUUUCCCUUUUUUUUGAGCUUUCUCUGAAUGAGGCUGGAGGGAAAAACCUGUUUGGUGUGUUGAAAUCCAAACUUCUUACCAAAGGGCGUUUAAAGAGAUGUUCUCUUCUUCUUUAGGAGGACAGCAGAGCCUUGUUUCAGGCUGCCUGGGGCACCCACUGGGGGCGACUGCCUUUUACUAUUUGUCAAGUUUAAUAAAAGGCUUUAUCGAUAUAUUCUGUUCAUGUAGGGCCGGAUGAUGAUGACUCUUCACUAGCUAACUCAGCAGUCCCAUCGAAUUCAAGGGAACCCUCUGUGGUGUAAUGCACUACUCAUCUUGAGUCGGGGGGUCAGAAUCGGGCCCUAAUUGACAAGUGUCAUUUUACCAGCGUGUUGCGACAUGUGAGUUACAGAUUGUAAAAGCAGCCGUGUCUUAGAAACUGGAGACCUUGCUGCAACAAUUGACUCAGUGGCAGAUGGGGAUGAGGUGGCAUGGCACACGGUGAGUGAGCUUCGACUGGAGCUUGCCUUACGCCGGCAUACAAAUGAGCUCGUGAUUUAAAGAGACGUCUUCAGGAAUCAGUUCAAGCAUCUUCCUGCCACACUGACUUUCUGUGAAAGCCUGGGCAUCCUCGGUGCGCAGCCCAGGAGUCAUGGUGUUUGGUGGGUUUUCAUGUUAACCUCCCCAGCACAUGAAUGGGCUUGCAAGGUCUACCAACAAAUCUGAUGUCUGCUGGAAACACAGCUAAAUAUACCCUUGUUUGUGAUGGUUACGAUCCCUGUCCCUCUCUAAUUUCUAUAAAGAAAUAGUUAACAUCGUCGCCAAGUGUAUGAAUAAUAAGGAACAAAGGAGCUGGGUACAGCAAUCUGGUUACAAUACAGCUGCAGGAAUGUUCUACACAGGGAUCUGGUAGGUCUGUGGGGACAGGUCUUUGGAAGCCUCCCUGGAACAAAAACUUUGACGCGUGUUGGAGAAUAGGGACGUGGACAGCAGUCCUUGGAUGUAUCCCAUCUGCGUAUGCUCCACAGCCCAACCCUGCAAUUCUCCAGGCACCAUGUGACCGGUUGUGGCAACGUGAGGUCCUGGCAUAUUAUGGUUGUUUUAGGCUUUGUGAAUGAGCUCUGCUAUCUUCCACUUCGUCUUUACCGCGACACAAUUGCAAAGCGUUGAUGCUCGCCAAGCGUCUCUUUCAGUGCCCGGAGAAUUAGGUCAGUCGCCCAGGCGUGUGGAGGGCUGCACAUCUUUCUGUGCUAGGUGGCUCUCAGUAGAUCAAUGGUUCUUUGCUGCAUGGUUCCCCAGGCUAAUGAUCAUUCCCAUAAGACUGGCAGUGUCAGGAGAAGCGAAGGAUGGUGCCGCAGGACUGAGGUACAUUGGCAGAUCUAGGCGGAGGUCCAAGGAUCAGCAGACGCAUGGUCAGCCACAAAGGGUUAUUGAGGUGCAUUGGCAGGGUUCUUGGGAAGAAUGUUCUACUCAGACCACUGUUACUCCUUCAUGGACACUCAGUUAACUCCAGGUUGGUUCUUAUUGUUACAUGGGCUGCAUAUUCACCUUACUCCAUGCACGUACUGUAUAUAUCAAUAGAGCACUUCCACAGAUGUUUGUUCUAACAGACAUAUUGUGGGGGGUUUAAAACAAAUAGUUUCUAAAUCUGCCCGUUGAACAUGGCUGUAUUGUUACUUCUGGGGGCAGGGAAACCAGGUGAAUUCAAAUUGGGGUGAGCAAAACGGGGUCUAAUCAGUGACGGUCAGACCUGACGGUGCGGAAAGAAGGGAAGUCCGGGAGCAGCCGCAGCAGAUCUCUCUCUGAACAGAAGCCAUGUUUUUCCCCAAGCUCUUGGUGAGCGGUCUGAAGCAACGUUAACUGUAUCUUUUAUUUGCUCUGGAAGGAAUCAGACGUGACUGUAACCCUAUUCACCGUUGAUUCGAGGGUUUAUUUAUUUUUAUUUUUUUAAAGUGAAAUCUCAACCCUGGAAAUUCUGUGCCAAAAACCAAAAUAGAGUCCUUGAUAGUGA